UCGGAGGGAACGGCAAUAUUGGAUAUCCUAUCCAACCGUUACAACAAAAUGAAAGGCAAAGUGAAGGCAGAAUUUAUCCUAAACGGAGUGACUGUGAACACCAAACGUCUCUCACAAAUGCUGUCAUAUGUGAGUCAAGACACUGCUCUGUGUCCCGACAUGUCUACCCGUCAGGCAUUGCUUUUCACAUCUUUAGUUCAAAGACCGGCAAAAAAGAGUUCGUUUGACACUAAAAAGCGAACCAACGCUUUGCUCGAGGAGUUAGGGCUGAGCGAAGUCCGUCACACCUGUAUUAGCGAUCUGACAGACGCUGAGAAAAAGCGUUUACUCAUUGCUAUUAACCUAUUGUUAGACACAGAUAUACUACUCCUGGAUCAGCCCACCAAAGGAAUGGACAUCUUUGACACAUUCUUCUUAGUUGAAUAUCUUAGACAAUGGGCGCUCAUUAGCGGCAGAUGUGUUAUAAUGACAAUCAGUCCAUCGACUUAUGAGAUCUUUACAAUGCUCUCCAGAAUUGCAUUGAUUUCUUCGGGAAGAGUAGUAUAUUUUGGAAAAAGGGGUGAAUUGUUGACAUAUUUCGCACAAAUAGACUUUCCGUGUCCGGCAUUCAAGAAUCCCAGUGACUAUUAUCUAGAUUUAGUCACUCUCGACAAUCUUAGCUCAGAAGCAAUGCUAGAAUCGAGUCAAAGGAUUGAAAGCUUAGUUGAAUUGUAUGCAAGAAGAAACAAUAGCGCCAUUUCAGCACCCGGUCCCCCAUCCAUAACACCACCACCCGUUCAGAGAGCAAAUAUUUUCAUUCAAUUUCUCGCUCUUUGGAUACGAGCGAUGAUUUUCACGUUUCCCUAUAAUGUGAUACAUAUGUUCUUCAAACUGUUGAUUGCAUUAUGUUUAUCAGUGAUGUGUGGAGUGAUAUACUGGCACGUGAGGAGUGGAAGGGAACAGGAAUAUAUUUGGGACAGAAUCGGCUUUUAUCACGCAAUCCUCACUAUAUUCACAAUACCUUUGCUAUUAAUUGAAAUCAAAGACGUUCACAAAGAAAAACAAUAUGUUUUAAACGAAGUGAAACUUCAAUUUUACGGCAAAACCUCGUAUCUGAUUUCAAAACUCAUAUAUUCUUUACCUCAAGCGCUGAUAGUUUUUAUGGCUUUCUCACUGCCGGCCUGUUCUAUGGCUGGACUUCAACAAAAUCUAUCAAUUUAUUUGCUGCUUAUGAUCGCCUAUUUGCUGACACUAAGAAUGAUUGCAAUGGCAGUCGUUUGGACAUUCAAUAGACGGUCGACCAGUGCUGUUGUGUUGGCGUUAAUAUUGUCGCUCAUAUUCUUGAGUUCCGGCACAACAUUUCACUACAAAGACCUAUCAAUCGGCACGCGUUGGCUAAACUACAUGUCGCCGACACGUUGGGCUCAUGAGGCUCUCAUAAACUGGGAAUUUGAUAACAACUCUACUCUUUCGCCUCCAUUCCUCUGCAGCCGUAACCCAAUAGUACAGCAGCCGAACGCCAUUCUGGUCAGAGCCGACUGCGGACUACAAUCUAAGGCCAAUAUAUUGAAAUGGUUUCGAUAUAAAAGCGCUCAACAAACUGGUUCCUCAUUAAGACCCGUUUGGCACCCAUUCGUUGCAUUUGCAGCUAUUUUCGGCAUCUUUAUGGUCGUCGGUUGUGCUUUGUUUUGUCUUUUGGCCAAAAGGAAAUCAUUCAAAUAUAAGACAAAAACAUAAAACUUUAAAAUCAAUACUUUCGAUAAAACAAUUAAAGACAGGUUUUGUUAAAUAAUAAAAUAGCGCAC
Molecule: messenger RNA, 1784 nt
Organism: Medioppia subpectinata
Lineage: Eukaryota; Metazoa; Arthropoda; Arachnida; Sarcoptiformes; Oppiidae
Source: the annotation of a GenBank genome assembly